AAACAAAAUUUAAAUCAUCAUCAUGAAGAAAUUAUUAUUCUUACUGCUAAUUGUCAAUUUUUCAUCAUCGAUUCAAUCAUGGAUUAAUCCAUCGAAUCAUCCACAAAAACAAUCGUAUCAUUGUAUUAGUCAUGAAUCAAAUUAUAAAAUUUAUCCAUGUGCAGAUUUUCAUCAAAAUUCAAAUGAAAAUGAAACAGAUUAUAUUGUCCAUGCACGUUUUGCCAAUAAUAUUAAUCAAACUGGUUGGUCUGAACUUGAUAUACGUACAAAUCCCGAUGAAUUGGAUUAUUUACAAGCAUAUCUUGCCGGUUAUUUAGAAGGACAAAUUACCAGACAAUUAAUUCGUAGUUAUUGGUCAAAUUUAUUGGAUGGUAAUGAAUGUCAAUUGUAUCAUGAUAUGAUUGUAAAAUUAUUGAAUAACACUAUUCAACGUGCAUUUGACAACAAUAAUGAUCCAUAUUGGAAUCAGAUUCUUUUACAAUUAUAUCAAUUAGCUGGAUUGGAUGCUGGAUAUGUUGAUAAAUCCAUCAGCGUCAAUGAAAUAAAUGACCCGAAUAUGAUAUUGGAACAAAUAAAUCCAUGUGGAACAAUAUUAUUACAUCUAUAUACAGAAUAUGAUGAUCUAAAAUAUCUGUUGCAACGAAAACCCAGUGAACAUCCAAUGGAUCAUUGUUCAGCAUUGAUAAAAAUAUUACCCAAUCAUUCGGAUAUUCUUGUAUCGCAUGUAACAUUUGCCAAUUUAAAAUCAAUGUUACGUGUGUUGAAAAGAUAUGAAUUAAAUUAUCGUACAAGUAAUUCAAAAACCAUUGUAAUGUCCAGCUAUCCAGGUACAUUGUUUUCAAUUGAUGAUUAUUAUUUACUAUCCCAGCAUAUGGUCGUACAGGAAACGACUAUUCAUAAUUAUGAUGAAAAACUUUAUAAACAAAUCAAUAUGAAUGAGAUGAUAUUUGAAUUCUUACGUACAAUGGUUGCAAAUCGUUUGGCCAGAAAUGGUUCCGAAUGGGCAGAAAUAUUUGGCCGUUAUAAUAGUGGAACUUAUAAUAAUCAAUUUAUGAUUAUUGAUUAUAAACAAUUUAUACCUGGUCAACAAAUUCAAUCAGAUUUUUUAUGGAUAUUAGAACAAAUGCCCAAUAGAAUACAUGCAGAAGAUAUGACAAAAAUAUUGAUAAAACAAUCAUAUUGGCCAAGUUAUAAUCUACCUUAUUUUCAAGAUAUUUAUCAGAUAAGUAAAACAGAUGAAAUGUUUAAAAAAUUUGGUGAACAUUAUUCUUAUGAGAAAUGUGCACGUGCACAAAUAUUUAAUCGUGAUCACCAUAAAGUAAUGAAUAUGACAACAAUGUAUCAUUUAAUGCGUUAUAAUAAUUUCAAACAAGAUCCAUUAUCACGUUGUAAUUGUACACCACCAUAUACUGGUUAUCGUGCCAUUUCAUCACGUUGUGAUCUGAAUGAUCCAAAUGGCCAAUAUCCAUUGUAUGCAUAUUCAUUUCAUUCAUCAGCUGGUUUAGAUGCCAAAAUUACUGGCUAUAAAAUGGCCAAAUCAUUAAUAAUGAUUGCCGUUAGUGGUCCAACAUAUGAUCAAGUACCAGCGUUUAGUUGGUCAACAACUAAAUUGAAAAAUAUUAAACACUUAGAUCAACCUAUUGAAUGGCGUUUCAAACCGAUUGUUACCGAUUGGAAUCGAACCACUGGUUUCAAUCAAUUUAAAUUUGAUUUAUAAAAAUGACCACACACACACACACAUAUAUAUCAGAAAAUAAAUCGACCAUAACCAAAAGAAUAAAUAAAAAAUCAAUCCGAAACUGACCGUUCAAUCAACUUUUCUCAGAAAAAAAAUUCAAAAUUCUUUGAAAAUUCAACAAAAUUCAUUCACUUACCAAGAUAUGUAGAGGCACCUGUUAAUAUGAAUAAAAAUUUGAUUGGUUCCAACA
This is a messenger RNA of Dermatophagoides farinae (American house dust mite), 1928 nucleotides long. It is a transcript of the gene lama, whose product is annotated as phospholipase B domain containing lamina ancestor. The record is from RefSeq and is a predicted model, not a curated record. Gene Ontology annotation, cellular component: extracellular region. Gene Ontology annotation, molecular function: glycerophospholipase activity. NCBI's taxonomy places the organism in Eukaryota, Metazoa, Arthropoda, Arachnida, Sarcoptiformes, Pyroglyphidae. Gene Ontology annotation, biological process: phospholipid catabolic process.